This is a messenger RNA of Recurvomyces mirabilis, 1416 nucleotides long. RefSeq lists its product as uncharacterized. The transcript is spliced from 2 exons. The coding region runs from base 1 to 1416 and encodes 471 amino acids. Gene Ontology annotation, cellular component: plasma membrane. The record is from RefSeq and is a predicted model, not a curated record. NCBI's taxonomy places the organism in Eukaryota, Fungi, Ascomycota, Dothideomycetes, Mycosphaerellales, Teratosphaeriaceae. Gene Ontology annotation, biological process: transmembrane transport; metal ion transport. Gene Ontology annotation, molecular function: magnesium ion transmembrane transporter activity; cobalt ion transmembrane transporter activity; magnesium ion binding.
AUGGCUUCCUCACCUCGCCGCCGACAUGUUCGAAGACGCAAAUCAUGGGACAUCGGCAACAGCACAAUCAACAUUCGAGUUGGCAGCCGACGCAGCCCACGACACUUUCACGAAAUCUCCGUAGCGAGCCCUCGAGAUGCGCCACGCUUCGCCAGACUGGUCAAUGAUCAAGUACGAGCCUUUCCGCAAGAUCCAAUCAUCAUCUCCAUCAAUGGCUACCAAUCCUGGCUAGAAGAGAUCUUGAGUGCCUGCAUCGAGGACUACUGGUCGGAUAUCUCGGAUCUAGGCCGCGAAGUCCAGUAUGCGAAUACCAUGCAAUUUCCGCAGAAAGCAAGCAAGCGUGGCCAAGACGUACCGUGGACUUUCAUCCUUGACCACUUGAAUGUGCCGCAAGUCUAUUACUGGUCUGUGGACAUGGAGCCACCAUAUUGGGACGAUGAAGGUUUGCCGGUAAUAGAGCACUAUCGCUUCCGCGUGGGUGCAUGGGAAUGUGGCCGUGGGGCUUGUCGAUUUGACCGAGAAGUGCCUGUCGCCAUCAUCUUCACCCGGCCUGAUGCCGUUUCCGAGCAUGUUGUGACCGAAUUGAUGUUCGACUAUUUUUACAAGGACGGCGAUUUCUCGCAGCCGCGCGAGGACGAAGAAGGCAUAUGCUGGCUGUUCUCUCGAUUGUACUGGCUCUUAACUGAUUGGCAGAACAUCAUCUCGGAAAUUGUGAUCCGUCUUGACGAGGCCGAGGCCAACAGUCAUGGUAGGAACUUGCCAGUGAAGCUUCGGACCAGAAUGAUGCAUAAAGAAGUCGAUCGGCUCUACGAAUUCAAAGAGUACCUACACUUUCAGAACAGGUCGUUUAAAAAGCUGCAGAAGCUGAAGGACGAUGUACCAAAGCGCGAACAGAAAGACCCACUGUGGGGUGAUAUGGACGAUGCGGUAGAGGAUCUCGAGCAGUACGAUUCCACACUGGACUCGAUGAAAGAGCGCUUCAACAAUCUCAUCCAGCUGGAAUUCAAUAUAACAAGUGCUGUGCAGUCAGACAACUCGGCAUUCCUCACCAUCAUCGCCACGCUCUUCCUUCCUCUAUCCUACCUGGCAUCGGUCUUCGGCAUAACGACGAUCACAUGGCCACCCAUCUGGUACCUAUACGUAGCAAUACCAGUAGCCAUAGCGUCGGCCGCUUUCACAUUCGUGUUUCCAUGGUCCGUUGGUCAGGUACAGAAGCGCUUGUAUCCCGUCGAAUCACUCCGCAUUCGGCUGCAACCUCGAAACUUCACUAUGCUGGGUGAUGAGCUGCCAGCUAGUGUGGAUGUGCCCGGGAGCAAAGCUGGGAAGGUCAAGGGUAAAGCUCAUCGUCCUUCGGGAGCGGAUGGGAUGAGAGAGAGAAGUCGAAGUCAUCCGCGGGAGAAGCACGAGGACGAGUAG